Molecule: messenger RNA, 1992 nt
Organism: Drosophila santomea
Lineage: Eukaryota; Metazoa; Arthropoda; Insecta; Diptera; Drosophilidae
Gene: KP78b
Product: serine/threonine-protein kinase MARK2
Exons: 1
Coding region: 4-1818 (604 amino acids)
Biological process (GO): microtubule cytoskeleton organization; intracellular signal transduction; protein phosphorylation
Cellular component (GO): cytoplasm
Molecular function (GO): ATP binding; tau-protein kinase activity; protein serine/threonine kinase activity
Source: RefSeq, a predicted model, not a curated record
GAAAUGACGGUAGCAAACACAGACAAAACGUCCGACAAGGAGAACGAUCCUGGUCCCCAUACAUCGAAGUCCACCACAGCCACGUCCUCUCCUGCAGCUGCCCAGGAUGUGGGCGGAUGUGCUGAGAGCAGUGGAGGCACGCCGAACCUUAAGUUCCAGUCCUAUGUAAAUGGCAACGGCUACGGAGUGUACAAGAUCAUCAAGACACUUGGAAAGGGCAACUUCGCCAAAGUCAAGCUGGCGAUUCAUCUGCCCACCGGUCGCGAAGUGGCCAUCAAGUUGAUCGAUAAAACUACAUUGAAUACGAUUGCACGGCAGAAGUUGCACCGUGAAGUCAGGAUCAUGAAAAUGCUGAACCAUCCGAACAUUGUGCGCCUCUUUCAAGUUAUCGAGUCGGAAAGGACCCUCUACUUGGUCAUGGAGUACGUCAGCGGUGGAGAGCUCUUCGAUCAUCUGUUAAAAAACGGAAGGAUGCCAGAGCGGGAUGCCAGGGUGCUCUUCCGCCAGUUGGUGUCUGCCAUUGAAUACUGCCAUAGCAAGUCCAUUGUGCACCGCGACCUUAAGGCGGAGAACUUGUUGUUGGACCAGCAUAUGAAAAUGAAGAUCGCUGAUUUCGGGUUCAGCACCACCUUUGACCCCAAAACCCAACUGGAGACGUUCUGUGGAAGUCCACCGUAUGCAGCUCCUGAACUCUUCAGAGGCAAGAAAUACUCUGGACCGGAGGUGGACUCGUGGUCACUGGGAGUGGUGCUCUACACCUUGGUGAGUGGUUCCCUACCCUUCGAUGGGAUGAAUCUGAAGGAGCUACGCGAUCGAGUUCUUCGGGGCAAGUACCGUGUUCCCUACUACGUAUCCAUUGAGUGCGAUAAUCUGAUUAGGAAGUUCCUCGUUCUGAGUCCCACGAAACGUACUACUUUAUCGGCAGUCAUGGCGGAUAGGUGGAUUAACAUGGGUUACGAGGAAGGGAAUAAAUUGAGGCCCUUUCAGGAGAAACCUAUGGAUCUACAGGACAUAUAUCGGUUGGAUUUGCUGUCCAACAUGGGUCACAAACUGCGUGAUGUAGAGCAGUCGCUGAAGAACCAGCAGUUCGACGACAUCUAUUGCACCUAUAUGCUCCUUGACAUAGCUAAACCGCGCUCUACAACCUCCAGCGAUAAAUCGGCAGCUUCCUUUGGGGAUGCUCCCACACUUAAUCCAGUCAGCAGUCGGAUUCGUGUCUCUGUACCUUCCCCCAAUGUUACCGUUAGCCAAGUGACCUUUGCACCGGACAAACAUACACCGAAUAAGCCUGGCGCCGCUUCCAUCCGUCCCAUGGCUCCACGUUUGGCCAAUGCCCUCACUCCGCCACCCUCGGAACCGCUUUCAAAAUUCAUCUGCCGCACUGCCACAAAGGCCGCCAAUCCAAGACGUUCCGAGCCGUCCACUUUCCCACAACCCGAACUGCCCAAGAAAGGAGUCGCUGCCUCAGUGGAUGUGAAGCCAACUCUACUGAGUGCCCAACGAAAGUUGGCUGUAAACCAAAAGCUGACCAGCACCGCACACCACAUUCGGAAUUCCGGUCCGCAGACCCCGAAUCAAGUUCCAGGAGCCACCAGAAGACUCCCACCCCCGACUCAUUUCGAAAAGGUGGACGCGAAAAGCACUCCCCUAAAGGUGCUUAAAUUGCCAUCCAACUUCCAGACUCCUCCAUCCGCCGACGACACAAAACGCAACUCGCGAGUGGGCUUCUUCUCAAAGCUGUCCGCACGCUUUGUUCGCAAGUCAGUCCACAAGGACGAAAAGGACAUCGAUGAGCAGCGCAGGAACCUCACCAAAUAGGCAAGGGGUUCAGCGCAUCCCAAAAGGAUUCCUUCCUGCAUAGAUAAUCGCAAGUGAUAUAGAUAGCAGCCCUGCCCGAAUGGACGAUCGACCUUAUGUCUUAAUGGUAUUUUAAUUAAAAUGACUUAAAUUUAGUAUUACAAAUAAAUGUUGAUGGAUAUGUGUUUGCGCUAA